This is a messenger RNA of Agrilus planipennis (emerald ash borer), 3365 nucleotides long. Its product is annotated as microcephalin. Gene Ontology annotation, biological process: mitotic cell cycle. NCBI's taxonomy places the organism in Eukaryota, Metazoa, Arthropoda, Insecta, Coleoptera, Buprestidae. The transcript is spliced from 5 exons. The coding region runs from base 211 to 3237 and encodes 1008 amino acids. The record is from RefSeq and is a predicted model, not a curated record.
UUCAUCUAUUGGCUUCGAUGAGAUUUUGUCUAUGGAUGAGAUUUUAAAAUGUAUUUUUGUGGAUUUUAAAUUGAUUCGAAGUUCAACAGUUAGUGUUAGUGGCUGUCGGUAUUAGUAUUAAAUUAAGGAGAUUUUUCGUACAUAGCCAUUUUAAUAAUAAUCAAAUAUGAGGCUUGGAAUUAAUUAUUACUAACAAUAACAGUGUAUACGAUGGAUUUUAACAGGAGGAAACGACGAACUUCAUCAGUACUUCUUGAGUCAGAUAUAUUGGAUAGAAAUAGAGGGAAAAUGCAAUUUCAGUGUUCAAGUUCAUUUAUUACUGAUAAAGGCACUUCCGAUAGAAAGAUAAAUGACGAUUUAAUUAGUAAUUUAAUACAAGAUUCAGAAAAACGAGCGCUGUUGUUACGUCUGCUUACUCAAGGAAAGGAGACCAUCAGUAAAAACAAAAAAGCCUUACAAUUUGAUGGAAAUCCUGAAGAAAAUUUCACGCCUAAGAAAGUAAAAAACAAACCUAGAUUUGAGAGUCCUUCUGCUUUGUGGAAGCGAAGAGCAAAGGAAAAACAACAGGCCAGUGAAACUAGUUCUGUUUCUUCCGAUCAACUUCCACCAAUUGUUGCUUCUCCAACUGUUCCAUUUGAUAAGCUUCUAGAUGGAGUCAUAGGUUUUGUAGAAUUGAAGUGUGGAGCUGAAAAUAAAUCUUUGGGAGCUAAGAAUUUAAUGAUAGCCAUGGGUGCAGAAGUAAGAGACACCUUUACUAAAGAUGUGACACAUGUUGUGUUUAAAGAUGGUACUUUUAAUACCUACUACAAAGCAAAACUUUUGAAAAUUCAUUUGGUGUCAGUCUUGUGGCUCGAUGCUAUAAAAACAACUGGAAUAAGGGUUCCUGAGCAGAAAUUUCCAGCUUUGGGAUUUUCUUCCAGAGAUCACAAUCUUUCUAAAAUUUGCCUUGAUUUUCAAAACGAUUAUGAAGAAAUGAUACAAGAUGAGUUUGAAAAGACAUUAGCUUUAAGUACUGAAAUACUUUCUCAAAGUUUUAAUUCAGACUUUGUUACUAAAAGGAAAAGCACUUUUAAUAAGAAAAAUGUAAAUGUCUCAUCCAGUAGCGAAGAGAAUUCUACUAAUACUGAUCCAAAUAAUUUAAAUUGUAUACCACAAUCAAAUAAACAAUUGUCAACAGAAAAUUGGCUUCUAAAUAUUUCAAAUUCUUCACCCAGCGACCAGCUUGAUGAUAGUUCUAUUAGUUUAUCUGAUGUUGAGUCAGACUGUGGUAUGGUUGAUGGUUGUAGUGUUAAAAGAAGUAAGGAAUUACAAAAGCUUAAUCAGUCAGUAAGCAAUUCAAUUUUUGAAAUUGAUAGGCUUAUUGAAACAACAUAUAACGUGAGGGAUACGUUUAAUAAAUCGGAAUUGGGUAACUUGUUGCUUAAUGAGGAUAAAGAGCUAAAUGUGCAAAAAUUGCAUAGCAGAGGAACCCAUUCAACAAGUACGAGCGAAUCUAAGUCUCUUUUGACAGGAAGAAAUUUAAGAAGAAGCAGUCGAAUAAGUGCAUGUAGUGGAUCAAAGAGCAGUAAUGCAACAGAACAAUUAUCUUCCUUAAGAUUAUCGACUGACACUCAACAAAAAGGAAAAUCUAAUACUACUAACUUAGAAAACAGUAAUAAGGCAGGAAGUUCUGAAGGAAAAGGUGAUAAUCGAAUUAGUAAUGUAAGCAGUACUAUGUCAUCUCUACGUAUUUCGUCAGCUACUUCCAAUUCAAAAAAUGAUUACUCAAUAAGUAGAACUUGUAAGGAGUUAGAAUCAGAGAAAAGUAGCGAAAAAUUGAAAAGAUCAAGAAAUAAUCGGAAAGUAAUAAAUUUAACUUUGAAUGAAAAAAAAUUGCAUGAAAUGAAUGAAUCAAGAAACGUCAAUGUAAAAUCCAAGAAAAAUUCUUCAUUUAAAAGCUCAAUUUUAAACUCGGAUAUAAAUUUAACAUCGAAGAAAACUUGCAAUGUUCAAACUAAUUCUUCAAAUAAAGCAGAAACUCAAUUGAAUAAUAUUAAAAAUCCCACAAAUCAAUUAUUUAAUGAGACAGAAAGCAGCAGUGAUCUCAGUUUCACAAACACAAUGAGCCAAAACAAAAAGAAACGAAGAAAGUUAUUUAAUCCUGAUGAGUUUUUAUUGAAAGAAGGAAAUGCAGAGAACGAAGACGUCCUAAAAAGGCGAAGAACUUUAGACAAAGUUCUAGAAGUUAAACAGCCUACAGUCUCGUUUAAUUCAACAGUUUUGAUGGAAAAUAUUAACAAAAAUAAAGUGAACGUAAUAAGUUCACAAGGAGAUGAAAACCAAACCAAAAAGAAGUUAGGUAUAUCAAAAACAAAAAGUAAUGAGUGUCAAGAAAAUAUUUUGCCAAUUAAGAGAAAGAACCUGGAUAAAAAAGAUUCUCAUAGUCCAAAAAGUGAGACAGAUUCUUCCCCCAUGAAGCACCCAAACCAAACAAAAGAAAAGCUAAUAAGAGACCUUGCGAGACGUUCACUGAGAAUACAAACAAAGAAAUUAACACAAAAAGGAUCCGUAGCAACACCACAAGAUUCGAAGAGAAGAAGCAGCUACGAUUUUGUUCCGAAAGGAAAGACUUUAAGUCAGAUUAAAGUUAAAAAGUUAAUCAAAAAUAAAAAAUCGUCAAUAGUUUGUACAAGGCUUCAUAGUCCUGACGUGCAAACCUUUAUGCAGAUUGUUAAGAAAUUGGGAACUUUUUAUACUGAAGAUGAAGUUAGUGAAAAAACGACACAUUUGGUGGCAGGAGAACCUCGACGAACUAUCAACAUUUUAAGAGCACUUGCCAGAGGAUGCUGGAUUUUAAAGAUUGAAUGGUUGUAUAAAUCUCUCGAAGUUGGGCGAUGGGUUGAGGAGGAAGACUACGAAUUAACGGAAUUCUCCCCUGCCGUGCAGCAGUGUAGACAACAAAGACAGGCAUUUGGUUCUUUAUAUUCAAUGGAUAUUUUUCAAAACAUAGGCCCUAUAUUUGUUUCAAAUGCUUCAGUUCCUCGACGUUCUGAUUUGGAGGAACUAAUAGUCCUAUGCAAAGGAACUAUUACCAAGACCAUGAGUUCAGCUUCUGUAAUUGUAGCAGAAAUAACUAAUAUGAAACAAAAAGUUUGUGUUUCUGAAAAGUGGAUUUUAGAUUCAGUUAUGUACAAUACAAAGAAACCAUUUAAAAACUAUCUUCUGAAGUUAAAUAUAAGGGAGAGCCAAGAAUUUUAAUUACGCAUAGAAAAUACGUUGUUCUUGCCUAGUCUUUAUAUGUAUUAGGUUUUUUAUGUUUUAGUUAUAUAUGCCAUCUGAGUAGUUGUUCUUAAAAUUGUAUUUUCAUUAAAUUUUUUUUCGUAAUA